Lucilia cuprina (Australian sheep blowfly) is the source of this 1857-nucleotide messenger RNA. RefSeq names its product facilitated trehalose transporter Tret1 (gene pippin). Gene Ontology annotation, molecular function: sugar transmembrane transporter activity. Bases 317 to 1696 code for a protein of 459 amino acids. Gene Ontology annotation, cellular component: membrane. Gene Ontology annotation, biological process: carbohydrate transport; transmembrane transport. Lineage: Eukaryota; Metazoa; Arthropoda; Insecta; Diptera; Calliphoridae. The transcript is spliced from 4 exons. The record is from RefSeq and is a predicted model, not a curated record.
AGGUUCUAAAGUGGAAAAUAAAAGACUAAAGAUGACUUAAGUUCCAUUUAAAACAACAUAUUAGGCCUUUUUUAUGAGAAAAAGCAGUUUUCUUCGAAUAUAGUCAAGUCAUCGACUUUUUUAAAGCAAAAUCUUCAAAGUACCAUUUUUUAAAACGUUCUAGAUUACUUUUUGCAAUUCUUAAUAUAUUUCUGUCCCUUACUGUUGUUCAUAUUUUCUUAUUUAAUUCCAAAGGCCACGUGCAUUUUUAUUUAUGAAUGGAUAGCAAAAAAUUAUAUCCACCUGCGCUGUUUUAAUUUUAUCCGCUGCCUGUGGCAUGCCCAUUGGCUAUUCGGCCGUUUUAUUACCCCAACUAUCAGCCUCGAAUAAUAUACCUACUAAUUCUACGCCUGAGAUUAUUAUUGAUAUAGAAAUGGGUUCUUGGAUUGCUAGUGUCCAUAGUUUAGCCACACCGAUAGGUUCAUUUUUAUCUGGACCCAUGGCUGAUUAUAUGGGUAGACGUUCGGCUUUAUUGGUUUCAGUUUUACCCUUAUUUGCCGGCUGGUGUGUAUUGGCUUUAUCACAAUCCUAUACUAUGCUGUUGAUAGGACGUUUAUUGUGUGGUUUUGCCACCGGUAUUUUGGGUGGACCGGCUCAGGUUUAUAUUGCCGAAACUGCGGAACCAAAUUUGCGUGGCUUACUAAUUGGCGCUCCCUUUGUCUCCUACUCUAUGGGUAUACUCAUCGUUUAUGCCUUAGGUUCGGCUCUACACUGGAGAGGUGUGGCCUGGUGUGGCAAUAUUUUACCUGCUAUAGCUGCACUUGCCAUAUUCUUUAUACCCGAAAGUCCUGCUUGGCUAUUGAGACAUAAUAAAAUCGAAAAAGCCCACAAAGCUUUAACAUUCCUAAGAGGCAAUGAGAUUGUUGCUCAAAAAGAAAUGAAUGAAAUGAAAGAAAGAUUAGAUAAGGAAGUGGCCAGCACCAGAACCAAUGAGAACAUUUUCAAGUUAUGCUGUCAGCGAGUGGCCAUUAAACCGUUAGUCAUUGUUAUAGUAUUUUCAUUUUUACAAAUUGCUUCGGGUACCUUUAUUGUGGUAUUCUAUGCUAUUGAUAUUAUAUCCGAAUUUGGAGCCGAGUUUGAUACAAGGGCCGCUGCUAUAUGGACCGCGGUAGUGAGAAUGAUUUGCACGGUAAUGUUCUGUGUUAUUUUGCUAUUUGUACGAAGACGUCGCAUUUUAAUAUUGUCCGGUAUUGGUUCGGGUCUUAGCUGUUUGACCUUAAGUGUUUACAUGUUUGUGCGUGAGGGUCAGCCUAAGAUGGGAGCAGAUGUUAUAGUUGCUGGUGUUUGUUUACUCAUUUAUAUUUCUUUCAAUACCUCACUAAUGGUAAUGCCGGGCAUUAUGAUUGGUGAACUGUUUCCCGCUAAAAUAAGAGGUCGUACUGCCGGUGCUGUAUUUGCUGCCAUGAAUGUGGCUCUUUUCGCUUUUACCAAAGCCUUCCCACUCAUCCAUUUGUCUAUUAAAAUGAAAGGUGUUUUCAUGAUUUUCGCAGUAGCCAGUUUUAUAGUUUCGAUAUUUAUGUGGCUUUUCCAACCGGAAACUAAGGGCAGAAGUUUGGAACAAAUCGAAGACUAUUUCAAUGAAAAUAAUUGGCUAUGGUUUAAGAGAGACAAAAGCUAUAAGAUGGUAGCUACCAAAGAUAAUGCUAGUAAAGCGUAGACACUACUACCUCAAAAUAAUUCGUACAUUAACCAUUUUAACCUCGCCAUCGGGCCUCGAAAAGCCCUCGAAAUGUGUCAUUCUUAAAUUAUACGGCUAACUUUAUAUCUUAAUUGAAAAAAAAAUUCUUUAAAUCUUCUUUAAAGAAGAGGCUUUUUUAU